Messenger RNA from Ixodes scapularis (black-legged tick), 970 nucleotides. RefSeq lists its product as uncharacterized. The record is from RefSeq and is a predicted model, not a curated record. Bases 410 to 757 code for a protein of 115 amino acids. NCBI's taxonomy places the organism in Eukaryota, Metazoa, Arthropoda, Arachnida, Ixodida, Ixodidae. The transcript is spliced from 5 exons.
UUUUAGAGGUGUAUCGCAGUCCUGUUGCGAAUAAUAUUCAGAGAAGUGAACACGGUCACAGAACUUUACGCAGGUGCAAACUGCGGAAAACAUUUUUUUUUAUACGCACAAUCCUUGCAGUUUUUUUUUUUUUUUCAAGGCUCUUCGAACGCUUUUUGAAUCGAGUGUUAGGCUCUGGAUUACAGGUGCAGAUUUUGUCUGCUCUUGUCUGCUCCCAAAGCUACCAGUGGCGAGAAAAUUCUCACGGAAUCGCCCGUUGCAAGGAACACGCCUUCAAUCUGGGAUAUAAAUAAGCCACCAAACUUUCCACAUUUCAGACUAGCAAUCACUACUUCGAGAUUCUUCAAGCAAGAAAGCCUUACGUGGACGCUCCCGUUAGACUGCGAUUCUAUAUUGCACUAUAAGCAACAUGCUCCUCCUACUUCCCGCCGUCGUGCUUAUUAUACCGACAUUUCAAGUUGAGGGGUUUUAUUUUUCUUUUGAAAAUCCUGAUGUUACCUGCGUCAACAUUAUUGAGAAAGCGGGAGGUUUACUUUGCAAAUUCCAAGGACAUAAUGGUUUUUUGUAUUCAACCGGUUGCGACAUAGGAUGCAGUGAUAACCACAGGCUGUCGUUGCCAGAGGAGGUAUGUUCCAAGAGUAGAGAAAAUAUCUGCAAUGAAGACGCGAAAGAAAAACUCAAUAAAUGGAAGGAUGACUUGGAGAAGAGGAAAGAGGGCCUUAUCAAUGAAUGGUGCAGUUAUUGUAAGGGGAAAUAACUUCUUUUACGGCGACUGCGAUAGAUAAAGCAAUGUUAUGUGCCCUUCAUCUGAGUCUUUAAUUUAUAAAAAUGUAUAUCUCCUCGUGAGUUCUUUAUGUUUUGAUAUUCAGUCGCUGCAAGCUGGGCUGUUUUGUGGCACAAGUGUUUCCUGUUGUUUCCUUGAUAUAGUUUUUCCAAGCCAUGCAUUUCAACUUGUACUAAAAUAAAAUUU